Molecule: messenger RNA, 6304 nt
Organism: Gambusia affinis (western mosquitofish)
Lineage: Eukaryota; Metazoa; Chordata; Actinopteri; Cyprinodontiformes; Poeciliidae
Gene: arhgef7a
Product: Rho guanine nucleotide exchange factor (GEF) 7a
Exons: 19
Coding region: 332-2692 (786 amino acids)
Biological process (GO): intracellular signal transduction
Molecular function (GO): protein binding; guanyl-nucleotide exchange factor activity
Source: RefSeq, a predicted model, not a curated record
GCCUCAGCGCAUCGCAGCGAGCCGCAGCUGACAGCUUUUCCAGGUUAGUCGGGCUAGAAACGGAGCGUUCAAGGAGAGAGCACAAGACCAGCUAAAUUUUCAACAAGCAGCCGUCAUCAUCCGCAUCCAGCCUAGAUAUAGAGGGAAUCUCUUUUCCUUCUUUCUCCUAGGCCCCCUCACCUACUGCAUCUUUUUUUUCCUCUCUCUUUUUUAAGGAAUAAUGAUGUUGAUGAUAUUCUAACGCACAGAUGACAGCAUAACCAGGGCGGUGAGCUGUCAAACACCCUACUGCAGCCUCUUUGUUGAGAAGGAUCUGUAGCAGUCUCUGGACAUGAAUUCGGCGGAACAGACGGUUACGUGGUUGAUCACGCUCGGGGUGCUGGAGUCGCCGAAGAAGACCAUCUCGGAUCCUGAAGCUUUCCUGCAGAGCUCCCUAAAGGAUGGGGUGGUUCUCUGUAAGCUGCUGGAGCGGCUCUGCCCGGGCUCCACGGAGAAAAUUUAUCCAGAGCCGAAGAACGACGGCGAGUGUCUGAGCAACAUAAAGGAGUUUCUCAAGGGCUGCACAUCGUUCCGCGUCGAGCCGUUUGAGGCCAGUGACCUUCUGCUGGGCCUGAACUUCUCCAAGGUGCUGAGCAGUCUGGUGGCCCUGAAUAAAGUCACUGCAGAUAUCGGCGUGGGGAGUGACUCAGUGUGCGCCCGACACUCUUCCGCCCACCGCAUCAAGUCGUUCGAGUCGCUGUCCUCUCAGGCUUCGCUGGGCCGAUCCUCCAAGCUGCUGCAGAACCAGUUUCGAAGUCUGGUGAGGGUUGCACACAACGAAGACAUGUCGGAAAACAGCGGACAGCAGCUGCUGGUGAAGGCUCGCUUCAACUUCCAGCAGACCAACGAGGAUGAGCUCACCUUUACCAAGGGUGACAUCAUCAGCGUGACCCGUCAGGAGGAGGGCGGCUGGUGGGAGGGGAUACUCAACGGCAAGACUGGGUGGUUUCCUAGCAACUAUGUGCGUGAAAUCAAAGGCUCUGAUAAACAAGUAUCCCCAAAGUCUGGCACCCUGAAGAGCCCACCGAAAGGCUUCGACACUUCUGUUAUCAGCAAGACGUACUAUAACCUGGUGUUGCAGAACAUUUUAGAGACAGAGACAGAGUAUUCUAAGGACCUUCAAAGCCUCCUUACUAACUACCUGCGACCUCUCCAAAACAUUGACAAGCUGAGCAGCUCCGACGUAGCUCUGAUUCUGGGGAACCUGGAGGAGAUCAGCACCUUCCAGCAGAUGCUGGUCCAGUCACUGGAGGAGUCUACAAAGCUUCCAGAGAGCCAGCAAAGGGUGGGCAGCUUUUUCCUGAACCUCAUGCCUCAGAUGAAAGCGCUCUAUGUCGGUUACUGUUCCAACCAUCCCUCUGCUGUCAAUGUGCUUACUCAACAUGGUGAAACUCUUCGGGACUUUAUGGAGGGCCACGGUGCAGUGGCUCCUGGGAUCCUCACCCUGACCACUGGCCUCAGUAAACCAUUCAUGAGGCUCGACAAAUACCCCACCUUACUCAAAGAGCUGGAGAGGCACAUGGAGGAGAAUCAUGCAGACCGACCAGAUAUUGUGAAGUGCAUGGGGUCUUUCAGGAACCUUUCAGCUCAGUGCCAGGAGGUGCGAAAACGAAAGGAGCUGGAGCUGCAGAUUCUCACAGAGACCAUCCGGCUGUGGGAGGGAGACGACAUCAAGACCUUGGGCUCGGUGAUAUACAUGAGCCAGGUGUUGGUCCAGAGUCCUGUGUCUGAGGAGAAGAAUGAGCGCUACCUCAUGCUGUUUCCUCACGUGCUCCUCAUGCUGUCUGCUAGUCCCAGGAUGAGCGGUUUCAUAUUCCAGGGAAAGCUGCCUUUGACUGGCAUGAUCGUGACCAAACUAGAAGACUGUGAAGCCCAUAAAAAUGCCUUUGAGCUAAAUGGCACCAUGUUUGACCGUCUUCAGGUGGUGUGUGCAAACCAGCAGGACCUGCAGGACUGGGUGGAGCAUCUGACGAGACAGAUCAAACACAGCGCCGCCACGGCCCCCAGUCACAAACCGCUCGCUGUCCCCUGUCACACGCUCCCAUCUCAUCCUCUCACCCCGUCCCGGCAUGCUGAGAGCAGGGCCAUGACUGUGGCUCCCACCUACCACACCCUGCCUCACCCAUCCUCUCAUGGGACGACCCACAGCACAAUGACAUGGGGCCCCCUGGAGCCACCAAACACCCCCAAACCCUGGAGCCUGAGCUGCCUGCGACCCGCGCCGCCGUUACGGCCCUCUGCUGCACUCUGCUACAAAGAGGAUCUCAGUAAAAGUCCAAAGAGUGUGAAGAAACUCCUUCCCAAACGCAAACCUGAGAGAAAACAGUCUGAAGAGGAAUUUGCUCUAAGGAAGAGUACGGCCGCUCUGGAAGAAGACGCCCAGAUCCUGAAAGUUAUUGAGGCGUACUGCACCAGCGCCAAAACCAGGCAGACUCUGAACUCCACAUGGCAGGGCACAGACCUGAUGCACAACCACGUGCUUGCCGACAUGGACCAGUCCUGCGUGGACUCGCCGGGCCGCCGCAGCAGCGUGUCUCGGCCAGAGCUGAGCUCCGAUCUGUCGGAGGACUCCGACUACGACUCCAUCUGGACCAGCCACAGUUACAGGAUGGGAUCGGUGCCGCGAAAGAGUUGCAUCUCCCAUCAGAACUAGAGAAUGUACAGCGCCGCCAGGCUGUACUAUAAUGUAACGUAUAGUGCGCUUACCUCUUUUACCGUAGAUGUAUUAAAGAAAUUGAUUUUUUUAUCUAUUUAUUUUUUGGGUUGAUUUGGGUAAUUUAUUGCUUUAAUUUAUUUUUUUGACGGCUUGUCUGAUGAUGUUUUCAGCAUUUUUCCUGUUGCCUUUCCCUUUUUUGUGCCUCCUCUCUUUCUGUAGAUGUCAUGCAGUAAGUGUUAGCUAAAUAAUUAUUGUUAAUUUAUCUUGAAUGUGACCACUCUCCUUGUUUAACCAUAAAUCUGGUGGACUCUGAGUGGAGAGGAUGGGGAUUUUGGUAUGUAGUUUAGGGGAGGGAGAUUCAGCGGCUGGGCAGGUGGGGACUUACGUUUUUUUCCUGUCUGAUAUUCAGAUGCAAUUCAAGAAUGAGUGUCUUCAAUUUACCAUAAAUCUUUUUCAGCAUGUGGUUUUGGGAUACGCAUGCUCAAGCAUAGCACAGAUGCUAAACAGGCACACACACACGUGGUUAGGCACAAAUGCCUCUGCUGUCUGCAGAAUUAAGCAGUGUACAAAUUCAGAUUCUUAACAUUUACAUUUAGUCUUUCAUGAUUCCAUGUUUAAACAAUCUUUCAAACCUUUGGGAGGAUUACAAAAAAUAUGAAAAGCAAACAAAAAUACACUACUGUAGGAACAAGCAGACUUUGUCAACUGAAUCUUUAGCCAAAUAUAAAUAUAGCAGUGACUCUGUCUUAUUAUCAUUUCUUUCAUGGUAUUUUCCACCAGGGUAUUCAGGGACAUCCUGGACAUUAAACUGGAUGGUGCAUUAUUACGCUAAAGCCCACAGUUUAAAUUGGUAUCCUUAAUUUCGGGAUCAGUGAAUUUCUUGAUUAUCAGUGAAACAAUAAGGCCUGUUGAGAUCUGGCACUAACAUCAGUCCUGUACACUUUGAUCUCAUUUGGAAAACACAGAAUAACGAUCUGAAUGCAUGCAAUCCCAGUGAGACUAAGGGUUGGUUUGCAAAGAUUUUAAUACGACUUGAACCUUUUUCUUCAUUUUUUUCACUUUGCAAUUGAUGGUACAACAGCAUAAAUAAAUACAUUUGUUGACAUAUUAUGGAGCUCUAGCAUUGACAACCAUAAGAGGUGGUCAAGGAGAUGUUAAUCUGCAUUAUUUUUGCAAUAGGAGCGUUGAAGGAUCGCCACGUCGUCUGACGUAAAAUCCCUUUAAAUGGGCAGCAUUAUGUAAAAUCAACUUUUUUGAGCUUUAUGUCAAUUUCUAAUGUUAUUCCCUCAUCAAAGACAUGCAUGGAGUGUUGCUUUGGUUCUUUUAUGCAUGUUUGAAGAAUCUGUGAAUCUUCAUAGCAGCCAUUUGGGGAUGCCUAAGCACUUGCUCUGACAAAGCAUUGCCAAUUUACCCAAAGCUCCUCUUUGGAGCUGCAAUCUUAGCCGAGUUUUCGCCCCACAAAGCACCACUCCUGCGUUUCCCCCACUCAGCUCCUCCAGACUAGCGGCGGCAGCCAUUAGCAAACCCCUGAUGGAACUGCUAAUCUGCUGAGCUCAUCAUAUGAACUACUUCUCAGUCUAUGAAUGAUAAAUUGACAUAAUGGAGAAACGUUGGGAAGAUUGUGAGAUUUUUUAAAGAGACAGAGGCCAAUUUCAUGGUGUCAAAGAUUUUUUUUCUUAUAUAUGUUUGAUACACUUUUAUAACAAUUGAAGGAAACAUGAUUGUGCUAUGAAAUCACACAAGGUGUCUGGGAAAUACAUAAUGCUGCCCCUUUAAUUGCUGGGCUUUUACCAUCUUAAAAAAAAAAUGUAUUUAAGAAACAAAUUUAAGUAAAAUCACGAUGGUUGACUAAUUUAAAGCAGCUGAACAUGUUUUUUGUGUUCCUGUUUUAAAAGUUUAAAUUAAUUUCUCGAAUACCUGUCUAUUAAGGAGACAGUUCUGGCUGGACUCAAAGCAUUAGGCCAACACUAGUUAAGUUUUCAUUGCUUUCAAACUUCAACAGUGGCUUUCUUCUUGCCACUUUUCCGUAAAGGACAGAUUUGUGAACUGCGGGACAUCUCAACAAAGUUUCCCCACUGGAGCCGUGAAUCUCUGCAGCUCUUUCAGAUUUACAAUGAAUUCUUGAUAAAACAUUGUAAAUGCAAAUGUAUGAUUGCAAAGUGAAAAAAGGGGAAAAAGCUUAAGGGAUGUGAACAUUUUUGCAACACACUGCAUCUCUGACCUUUAGAGAAAGUGAUUUCAUAAGUCUGAAAUUUUGUAUUUGCAGCUAAAGGUGAAGCUUGAACUGAACUUUUCUUUUGUCAUUGAUGGUGUAGCUGAUAAAUCAUGUCUGUAAAUGCUGUUGUUUGAGAUUACCCUUAUGACUUUAAGUACGACAGUAAAAACAUAGCUUAAAUCAGUCAGAACAACAUCAUCAAGUAAACUAGCAGCUAUGGUGAUGCCUAAUCAACUCUCCCUACUGUUGCCAGCUUGUGGGGCUUCCCAUUCUUUCUCACAUUAGUACCUAUUUUUAUGAAGAAGUAUUUUUCCAGUAUCGUUAUGAAAAGUACAACUCUACAUUCUCUUACAGUGGGCAAAAAGAAUGACGUAUGGAAAAUAUAUAUACUUAUGAGUCCAUGUUGCAAGUGUUUAUAAAAUGAUUUCUUUACAGUAUGUAUAAUUUUGUACACAUUUUAGUAUUUUUUUCCACUUGUCUGUUGAUUUAAAAUUGUAUGUCAAUGUUUACAAAAUAAUCUCUGUUCCCCCUUUCAUUUGGUUUGUAUCGAAGUUUACAAUUAAUACUGAAAUGUUUUAAUUAUUUUGCACAAUCAUGUUAUGGGCAGAAGGGAGUGGAGGUGUGGACUCAAUGAAAUUCUGUACUUUUUAGUGUCUACCAAGACUCUGUAUAAUAUAAUCUUAAAGAUAGACUUAAGUAUUCAGUGUAAUUGUAAAGUGAAUACUCAUUUGUACUGUAAAUGCUCACCUUCAGUGGUUGGAUGACGUUGAAGGACAAAAGAAUAAAAAAUAGAACAAAACAAAAGAAACAAGAGACUGCAAAAGGCGGAGUUAAUCUAUUUCAACUUCAGGAUGCUGUUAGAGUGGACUUGGCAUAUAAAGAGCACAUAAUGUCCCCGUUUUUUGUAAAUACUAGUUGUCUUGCUGCCAGAAAAAAAAAAAAAAAGAUCUAAGAAUAUGGCUGUCCUAUCAUGUGCUGAACUUUGUGACAGGUGUAUUCUGUGGUUUAACAAGUCAAACUCUUGGACAGACGGGGUGAAAAAAAAACGUAGUCUUUAACCAACAUCGUUCUCUGUCUGCUCUAAUGUUGCAUUCAAGUCACACACCUGACCGUGUCCUUUUUCUUUUUCUUUUUUAAAGUAGCCUUCAGUGUAUUUGUUCUACACUGCUGAAGUGUUCAAAGUCCCAAAUGCUGUAUUAUGAGUUUUAAUAAAUCUAUCAGUUGAUAGAAGCUGUCGUUCUGUUGCUUUGUAGAGCCGAUCCGAUUGUGUGUCCGAAAGCUUUCGCCAACUUUUCAUGCCUUUUAGUUUCCUCUGAGUCUUGUUUUUCUGUCAUGACUAAAACACUAGUACUAACCUCCUGUCUGUACCUACAAUAAAGUCCACACUGACUUUA